This is a messenger RNA of Cynoglossus semilaevis (tongue sole), 1212 nucleotides long. RefSeq names its product gap junction protein, alpha 11 (gene gja11). Bases 277 to 1179 code for a protein of 300 amino acids. Gene Ontology annotation, biological process: cell-cell signaling. The record is from RefSeq and is a predicted model, not a curated record. Gene Ontology annotation, cellular component: connexin complex. The transcript is spliced from 4 exons. Gene Ontology annotation, molecular function: gap junction channel activity. Lineage: Eukaryota; Metazoa; Chordata; Actinopteri; Pleuronectiformes; Cynoglossidae.
UGUUCCAGCGUCAGUCGGUGUCUGGACCGGAGCCAACUGUGUUUUGGUUUCACUGGUGUCCUUCCUGAUAAGACGCUGAGGAACAAUAAGUGAAGACGACUUCAGCUGCUGCUGCUGCUGACCCGGAAUUAUCCUCCUCUUCAUCAUCAUCUUCUUCAUCUUCUUCUUCUUCUUCACUCUGCUGUUACUUUGUCACCUCGAGGCAUCGCUCUCCUCACCUUCCUCCUUUUCUCACCCGGGACGUCUCCACAGUAAUCAGGACAACUGGCGGCUGAAAUGGGUGAGUGGGAUCUGCUGGGUCGGCUGCUGGACAAGGUGCAGAGCCACUCCACGGUGAUCGGAAAAGUCUGGCUCACGGUGUUGUUCGUGUUCCGCAUCCUGGUCCUGCGCACUGGUGCUGAGAAGGUCUGGGGCGAUGAACAGUCCGACUUUGUGUGCAACACUCAGCAGCCCGGCUGUGAGAACGUCUGCUACGACCUCGCUUUUCCUAUCUCCCACGUUCGCUUUUGGGUUCUUCAGAUUAUCGCUAUCGCGACUCCCAAGCUGCUUUACCUUGGCCACGUCCUUCAUGUGAUCCACAUGGAGAAGAAGGUGAAGGAGCGGAUGAAGAAGCAGGCGGAGCUGGAGGACCAGACCGGACUGUUCCUCGCCAAGACCUUCAAAGUACCCAAGUACACCAAGAACAGCGGCAAGAUCAGCAUCCGGGGUCGCCUCCUGCGCAGUUACGUCUACCACCUAGUGGCCAAGAUUGUUCUGGAGGUGGUGUUUAUAGUCGGACAGUACUUCCUGUACGGGUUCACCCUCCAGGCCCAGUACGUCUGCUCUCGCUUCCCCUGUCCCCACAAGGUGGACUGCUUCCUGUCCAGGCCCACGGAGAAGUCCGUCAUCAUCUGGUUCAUGUUGGUGUCGACCUUCGUCUCCCUGGCCCUCAGCCUGGUGGAGCUGCUCUAUCUGUUUGUCAAGGCUGUGAAGGAAUGUCUGGCCCGACGGCAGGACUACACCGUGACCCCGGUGACCCCGCUCUUCACAGACAGGAAGGCCUUCAAAGGCCAGGACGAGAUGACGCAGAACCGCGUCAACCUCGGGCUGGAGCUGGAAGCAGAAAUGAACAGGGUCAAAGGUGGGGUGGGGGGCAACAUCAUGCCACCAGAGGGCGACGUAGGGGAGGUCCACAUCUGAAGCCGCGAGGCCGUGAUUGGCUGCUGGUUGUGA